Messenger RNA from Lepisosteus oculatus (spotted gar), 3822 nucleotides. RefSeq names its product SH3-domain GRB2-like 3a (gene sh3gl3a). Lineage: Eukaryota; Metazoa; Chordata; Actinopteri; Semionotiformes; Lepisosteidae. Gene Ontology annotation, biological process: endocytosis; synaptic vesicle uncoating. Gene Ontology annotation, cellular component: glutamatergic synapse; cytoplasm; presynapse. The record is from RefSeq and is a predicted model, not a curated record. Gene Ontology annotation, molecular function: protein binding.
CGAAGUGUAGAAUUAUAAUCUGGGAGGCGAUUUGGCAGAUCCACAGUUAAAGGCGCACUCUCUCUUUCACGAAUUCACGAGUAGAAUUGAAAGAGCCUCCUGCAGCGCAUACCAUUUGAGUGUUCCCCCCCCUUUUCGGUGGUAACGGUCAGACAGAGGAAUGUGCCUCGCUGUGGUGAAACAACUCCAUCCCGGGUCUCUCCCCUGCCUUCUCGGGUCUGUCGGUGCUGCCGGACUCCUUCACUGGUGGGCGUCUUGACUGCUGAAGCCCUCGCGGGCCUUCAUUUGCAUAUAGAGGACGCCUCCGCCAAUCACCGCAGAGACCUGGGGAGGUCUCCCCUCCCUCCCUGCCUGCUCGCGCCCGCGCGGACAGUGACAGCAGCUGUAGCCAGUGGCUGCUAGGAGACAGCCAGCCUGCGAGAGUGCGGCUCCGAGAGCAGCUGCCCUCCUUUCCUUCUGAUUUCCCUCUGUACCCCCCCCCCCUUCUCCCUUGCAAGUGCAUCGCACUCCACUCCACUGUGACAAGGAACUGAGUGAGAGGAGGGUUUUUCCUCUUUAUCUAAUCUAUUUUUUUUUUUACAAAUCAAAAGGAUGUCGGUGGCCGGGCUGAAGAAGCAAUUCCACAAAGCAAGUCAGAUCAGUGUUUUAGUGUGUCAUCAGAAUGAAGUGUCUUGCCUAAGGUCCCAUGGCAGUGCCCCACCUGGGACUUGAACCCACAGUCUUCCUGUUCUGAGCCCAGAGCCCCUAACCACUGUUCUACACUGGUGCAUCUGAAAGCUAUUCAGUGAAAAGAUUAGUGGGGCUGAAGGAACAAAACUGGAUGAAGAUUUCAUGGAAAUGGAAAGGAAAAUAGAGGUCACCAACAAAUCUGUCAUGGAUCUCCUAUCAAAAACCACAGAAUACCUUCAACCAAAUCCAGCAUACAGAGCCAAGCUUGGCAUGCUGAACACUGUGUCCAAGAUUCGAGGACAGGUGAAGACUACGGGCUAUCCUCAGACAGAGGGGAUACUGGGGGACUGCAUGCUGCGUUAUGGCAAGGAGUUAGGAGAGGAUUCAACAUUUGGGUGUGCAUUGGUUGAUAUUGGUGAAGCCAUGAAACAAAUGGCUGACGUGAAAGACUCACUGGACAUCGGUGUUAAACAGAACUUUAUUGAUCCCCUACAAACAUUACAAGAAAAAGAUUUAAAAGAAAUUGGGCAUCAUUUAAAAAAACUUGAAGGUCGUCGAUUAGAUUAUGAUUACAAAAAGAAGCGUCAGGGUAAGAUACCGGAUGAAGAAAUCAAACAAGCUGUGGAGAAAUUCGAAGAGUCCAAAGAGCUGGCUGAAAGAAGCAUGUUCAACUUUUUAGAAAAUGAUGUGGAGCAGGUGAGUCAGCUGUCAGCCUUAGUUGAAGCAGCACUAGACUAUCAUCGCCAGUCUCUGGAAAUUCUUGAAGAGCUUAACAACAAAUUACAGAGCAGAAUAACAGCAGCAAGCAACCGCCCUAAAAGAGAAUUCAAACCAAAAUCCAUAAUGACGAGCUUAGAGACCAUCGAUAACCAGCAGCACAAUGGAUUGUCAUACAGUUCAUCAUUCAAGUCCUCAGAUGCCCAGACCAACCACACUGUAAAUGGAAACACACAAGUCUCACCCAUGUCCUUCUCAUGGCCCCAGAGCACAGAGAGCAAUCGGUCUUCUGUUCAUAUGGACCAGCCCUGCUGUCGAUCACUGUAUGAUUUUGAACCUGAAAACGAGGGGGAGCUGGGGUUCAAGGAAGGAGACAUCAUCAUUCUCACCAACCAGAUUGAUGAGAACUGGUAUGAGGGCAUGAUCAAUGGAGAAUCAGGCUUCUUCCCCAUCAACUACGUGGAUGUUAUUGUGCCUUUGCCACAGUAAAAAAACAGCAGUCAAAACUUUUUUUUUAUUGAAACUGUGGAACCAAAUUCAUAGUUCUAAAUUAAUUUACAGAGACAUUUCCUUAAUGUCGCGUUCUGUGAAAGCCUUGCUUUUUGACUGACAGACUUUUCUAUGUCUUAUUUUUCAAGUAUUUAUUUUGUACAUUUUUCAUUUGUAACGAAAGUGGAACUACUUUUCCAGGCAACAUACGACAUACCAUUUGUAUGCCUUGAUUUAUUUGAAGAAAAGUGGUAUUUCAUGUAUCGGGGUUGGUAUUUUCUGUUGCUAUCUCAGUACCUUUCUGCUAUAAUGUGGAAUAGUUUAUUACCUGCCUGCCGUGGUCUUAUGUGUUUUUCUGAAACACAAUUUUAAACUGUGAGUAUAUAACUAACUGUACUUCUAUGAAUGAUUGUCCUCACUGAGUCCUUCUGUUUACAUGGUAUAACUUAUUGUGAUACAAAGGAGCAUCAUGAUAAAUAUUGCCAAGUCUGUGUUCAAUGGGGGCAAACCUCUUAUUUGCACUCACCUUAUAAGUGCUUUUUAUGUAUUUUAUAUUGCACUAAAGCUUUACAUUUGACUCCCAUAAAUACACAUGCAAACUGUAACUGGUUUUCAGGUUCACGGUUAGUUACAGAGGUCAUAUCUAUAAUGCAGCUAUGUGGCUGUUAUCUGGAUUUACAGUACAUGCUCUUGACUCUGUACUGAUAAACAGAAUAUAAAGAUUUUCAUUCUUUUGCUUCUCUCCCCACUGUUAUUGGUUGUAGCUUUAGUUAGAGUAAUUGCAGAUACUAAGAAGGAAACACUCUCCAUCACAUCUACAGACUGAGAGUAGUGUAAGUAUUAAAAAAUGUAAAACUGUGAAAAUAUAUCAUUGUUUUAACAGGGCUGAUUAUAUCAAAUCCAGGGAAAACCAGUAAAUCUUCACAGUGUCUGGGAUGCAAAAAGCAACAGAUAAAAACCUUUAUUAAAACAAUAUAUAGCUGUGCUAUAAACUAUUAUAACUAUGCCACACCUUUAAACUCUGCAAUUUCAAUUUUUUUCUUACUCUUAGCUUAUAUAUCUAUAAGAUUUCAAGAUAUUAAUCUUAGCAUUAUUUUCUAUUUAAAGCUGGUUCUGCAAUCCAAAAACAUUCCUGUUUUCCAAAAUAUAGGUCAGGAAAUGACUCCCCAAUUCAGUACACAGCUAGAAAUACCUGAAAAUAAUGUACCAAACAGUUGCUGGACCAAAUUAACAGAUUGUUCUUGAAGAAUUAUAGUCAUUUGAAGAAAGAAGAAUUGCCCUUUGAAGGAAGUACAGGAAAUCUGUUUAUUCAGAAACUUUAGUAAAUUGGACAAGGAGUAACAGGUAUUCUGGAAGUUUAAUUAAAAGGAUUUCACAAUUUAUCUGUUACAGAGGCUAUUUUUCACCCAGACCCAUAGUAAUUGGAACCAUGAUAAAUGGACUAAACUUUCCUUUUCCUUAACUGAUCAGCCUUCCAAGGCAGAGCAAUUUGAGCAGUGUGAUUAUUUAAAGCCUUAGAAUCUAAACAUUAAAAUAUUUCUUUUAAACCGAAAAUACUGCAGUUCUCUCAGUGUUAGUUUUUAAUGAAUUCAAGCUCCAUUUAAAGAUGGUAAAGGGACAGAACCAUUAAAGCAAUAGAAUUGUGUUAGUUCACAUUUCUCUAAUGCCUCAGUGGGUGUUAUAUUGCUGAAAGGGUUAUUUUAGUAGCUUCAGAACACUAAGUUCUUAAUUCAGUAUUUCCAACUCUUUUAUUCCAAUUUUAUCAUUACUUGCUGUUACUCUGCUGUCACGUUUCUCACUUGGUUGAUACAACAGUGGCAGUAAAUGAAACUGUUUCUUCUUUCCUGCAGCAUACAGUAAUUUAUACAGAAGUGUUUUAUAGAUGUUGUAAAUGCAUAUAAAAAUGAAUAUAUUCCUUAAAUAAAUCACAAGCAAAUAUUGAACAAA